CACUGCAUUGUAUUUCUGCAGAGCUGCAGCACGGUGUGUCACACUGGUCCCGCAAGUUUUUGCACGAUUUACAAAGGAAAAAUGCCACUCACCCGAUCUAAGAGACUGGCUGCCCAGCCUGCAUCCACCGGGAUGAGUCUGCGGAGCUUCCGCAGCGUCCCGCUCGUCCCCAUGGAGACGUCCUCCUCUUCCUCCUCUGAUGACAGCUGCGACAGCUUUGGCUCUGAUGGAGGUUUUGCAAAUACGAGGAACAAGUUGAAGCCGGCGAAGAGGACAGUGCAGAAACCGAAGGCUUUUGAGGCCACUUCAGAGGAGGACACAUGCAGCAGCUUUGAGGAGAAUGUGAUCAGCCACCGGAUUAAAUCAAUGAAAGUCGACAGCGAUCCUCCGAGGCGCGGUCGCAGGUCGAACGUGCUGAAGGUCGCCCUGACCUUCCCCACCAAAGCGACGGGCAAGAAGAGGCCUGCAUCCGAACCGCUGCCUCAACCCAAAGCUCAGGACUUGGACUCCGACAAGGAAGAGGAGGAGAACUUCAUGGCCAAGAGAGCCCUGAAUAUCAAGGAGAACAAAGCAAUGCUUGCAAAGCUCAUGGCCGAGCUGAACAAAGUCCCCGGACUCUUCCCAGCAAGACGAAUGGCUCACUCAGCAUCAACCACGCCCCGACAGACUCCCCGGCGCUCCAGAACACCGAAAGCUGGCAGGAGGUACCCCGAACGUCUGUCUCGCCCUCACACGCGGUCCCGCACGCAGGUGGACGGACCCCCCAGCCCCACCCCAGAGGAGGACCCCGAGGACCGGUUCAGCCUGGUCCGCAAGAGCCGCUACUAUGAGGAGUAUGACGCUCCCCGCCGCCAUUCCUUCAGCGGCGCCAAGGCCAUCCCGCAUGUGGUGCGGCCUGUGGAGGACAUCACAGAGGCCGAGCUGCAGGGCAUCUGCCAGAACGUGCGGGAGAAAGUCUACAACCGCGCCACCGGAUCCACUUGCCACCAGUGUCGCCAGAAGACGAUCGACACCAAGACGAACUGCCGUAACGCCGAGUGCACCGGGGUCAGGGGUCAGUUCUGCGGCCCCUGUCUGCGCAACAGAUACGGGGAGGAGGUGCGAGACGCCCUGCUGAAUCCGGAGUGGCUCUGCCCGCCGUGCCGAGGGAUCUGCAACUGCAGCUUCUGCCGGGCCCGGGAGGGCCGCUGCGCCACAGGGGUGCUGGUCUACCUCGCCAAAUACCACGGAUACGACAACGUGCACGCCUACCUGAAAAGCCUGAGAAAGGAGAUGGAAGAGAGCAGUGAGUGAAGUGUGGCGAAGAAGCUGCUCUGAAAAUCCUGAACCUGAUCAACGCCAUCACUCCUCCACCCACAAUCCCUCUUUUUUAACAUAGCAUUAUAGUCCAGCGCGUUGAGGACGCACGCAGCCGUCUCUCAGCCUAAAGACUGUUUUGUUUUUGCAGGUUUGUUUAGUUUUCAGUCUGUUGUGUUAAACAGAUCUCAACUUUAGGCCGAUUCCAACAUUUCAACUGUGUGUAUGUGAGGGGAAAAUUUACUUUCUUAUAGAAGCUUUUCUUUUUUUCCCCUUAAUCCGCUGCAGAAUGAUUUAAAGCUUUUAGAACGAUCUGCUGUAUUUUACAUUGUUUUAAAUGUAUUGUUUCACUGUCAAUCUGAGGGAGCCAUUUUUGUGCCUUCAAUCCAAUGAUUUGUUUUUAGACCUUUUUUUUUUUUUGAAAAAGCAAAAAAAAAAGCUCUUCUUUCAGAGGGAUGUCCUGUUUUAAAGGGAAUAAAAGCCGGUGAUCCUCCUGCUGUGGGGGGUGCAGGUGGAAAGGACAUAGACCGAGGUCCACUGGUUCUCACUUCCAAACGGAGAGGGUCUGUGUGAUAUACUACGGCGCCUGGUUAAAUAUCCUUCAUUAGAUAACUGUCACUAAUGGUGUGGAAACAAUUAGCACUCUCUAAUGGGAAUCUCAUACCUGUAAAUCAUUUUACCCUGUUAAAGCACAUUCUCUCUCUCUCGCUCUCUCUGCUCCAGUUUCUUUGCCUCAUUUUCUGCCUUACUCUGUUAAGUAGGAAUGGUUGAAGGUGCCACUGAAGUGGCAAUAGAGUUAUGGCCUGCAUUUUCUGUUCAGGAGUGUGAUACUCUCACGCGAAAUGACAUGGAAUUAACCUUUGUGCCGUUCAUCUCUGAAAUGUACUUCAUUUGACCCGCAGCGGGAGAUCCUCUGAUUAUAUGACACUGUUUGAAAAUAAUCAACGGUUGAGCUUUCUUUACUGUAAUGGCAGGUGGAGGUUAUCCCGCUGCUGCUUGUAUAUAUCCGUCUCUGCAUUCGUUACGCUGAACUCUCGAAUAAAACGUCCCGAUCGCAUUGUGCUCAU
Molecule: messenger RNA, 2363 nt
Organism: Salarias fasciatus (jewelled blenny)
Lineage: Eukaryota; Metazoa; Chordata; Actinopteri; Blenniiformes; Blenniidae
Gene: cdca7a
Product: cell division cycle associated 7a
Exons: 10
Coding region: 82-1293 (403 amino acids)
Biological process (GO): regulation of DNA-templated transcription
Cellular component (GO): nucleus
Source: RefSeq, a predicted model, not a curated record